Molecule: messenger RNA, 2268 nt
Organism: Exophiala oligosperma
Lineage: Eukaryota; Fungi; Ascomycota; Eurotiomycetes; Chaetothyriales; Herpotrichiellaceae
Product: homogentisate 1,2-dioxygenase
Exons: 3
Coding region: 908-1915 (335 amino acids)
Biological process (GO): L-phenylalanine catabolic process
Cellular component (GO): cytoplasm
Molecular function (GO): homogentisate 1,2-dioxygenase activity
Source: RefSeq, a predicted model, not a curated record
CUCUCGGCCCGUUCGUUACUUCGCCCUCAGUCGGAGUCCGCCUGGGCUUCUUCCUCUAGGGCCUUUCAACAAGUAAAAAGGAACCCACCAGGACCACAGCACCAGCACCAGGACCCGCAUCCCGCAUCAGACCUCUGUUUCGUCGCAAUUUCAUUCAUAUUCCUCCCACGGAAUCCCUUCCUUGACUCCCACGACCAACAUUCCGCACUCCCCUGUCUGAACAUCUUUCGCAAACUUCUUAGGUGAUCAUACGACAAUACUGCCCUUCAUGCAGGGCCUCAAACGUUUACAAGAAGCCAUCGAACGGCACCGUGAGAACAAAGACAUCAACAUGAAAUACAAAACACCCCUCACCAUUCGCAACGUAAAUACCUUCACCGACGAGCAAGCCAUCGACGAUGCCUGUAACCCUAUUCGCUGUGACCGACACGUACGAAUAUCUGAAUGGGUUCGGGGGGUACAAAGAGUAGGCGCUGCCUGAAGUCGCCGGCAUUUUAGGGACACUUGGACUGACACCCAGCCGCAGGAGUGAAGCUGUAGAAGGGGCCUUGCCGUUGGCGGCCAAUUCUCCUCAAAAAUGUCCGCUCGGCCUAUACAAUGAGAAGUUGUCGGGGACCGCUUUCACCGCGCCUCGCGACGAUAACCUACAGACCUGGCUCUACCGAAUCCUCCCCUCGGCCAGCCACCAGAAGUUCGAGCCUGUGCCAGAGUCCUCCCCGAACUCCCUCACAUCCACCACACCCAGCUUCGGCAAGCAUUUCAAUGCCAUCCCCAAUCAGCUGCGAUGGGAUCCUUUCGAUUUCGACAAGGAGGCAUCCUGGAUCCAUUCCUUGCAUCUCGUGGCCGGCGCAGGAGACCCCACGAUGAAACAAGGCCUCGGCAUCUACAUCUACGCCGCUAGUUCACAAUGCCUGACAAAACGGCCUUUUACAGUGCCGACGGAGACUUGCUCAUUGUGCCACAGCAUGGCGUCCUUAACAUCCGGACCGAGAUGGGUAAGAUGCUGGUCAGACCGAACGAAAUCUGCGUCAUACCGCGAGGUAUUCGAUACCACGUUGCACUGCAUGGUAACGAGCCGGUGCGGGGAUACAUCUUGGAACUAUACCAGGGCCAUUUCAAAUUGCCUGAAUUGGGUCCAAUCGGUUCGAAUGGACUGGCGAAUGCACGCGACUUCCAGACUCCCGUGGCCGACUUCAUCGAAGACUAUGAGAACACCGAAUGGACGCUCUAUGGCAAGUUCGGAGGCAACUUGUUUGCAGCCAAGCAGUCGCACACUCCCUUUGACAUUGUCGGCUGGCACGGCACAUACUACCCUUACAAAUAUGACCUGGGCCGAUUCAACCCUGUCGGCAGCAUCUCUUACGACCACGCUGAUCCGUCCAUCUUCACCGUCCUCACCGCGCCCUCCAUCCCUCAUGGAGCAGGUACCGCAGUGGCGGACUUUGUCAUCUUCCCACCACGCUGGUUGGUCGCCGAGAAGACUUUCCGACCCCCGUGGUAUCAUCGCAACACCAUGUCCGAGUUUAUGGGCCUGAUCAUGGGCAAUUAUGAUGCCAAAGGGGCCGGCAAGGGUGGGUUCCAGCCGGCUGGAGCUAGUUUACAUAACACGAUGAGUGGGCAUGGACCAGACAUGCAGACAUUCGAGAAGGCAUCGACGAUGGACCUACCUCCGACCAAAGUCGGGGAGGGCAGUAUGGCGUUUAUGUUUGAAAGCUGUCUGAUGGUUGGCGUCACCGAAUGGGGGUUGAAGACUUGCCAGAAUGUGCAAGAGACUUACAAUGCUCACUCCUGGGAAUCUUUGAAAGUCCAUUUCAAGAGACCGGAGUCGUCGCGAAGUGUCAGCAACGGCGAAAAGAAGAACGGAGUUGGUGAUGCCGAAGACCUGAGCAGCGUUCACGAUAUCAGGGGCAAAUAAAAUAAUGACGGCGAAAGACACGCUGAAUUGACAUGUCUAUACGCAUUAUACCUAUUUAUAUUAUAAUAUAAAAGUGUUGAUGCUUGAAGGAGAUCCCAAUAAUGAUAUAAUGCAGCGUCGUUUUAUGCAUCAUUCGUGCUCUACGAGUCUGAUCUUUGGUGAAUUCACAUGUCAUGUCGAAAUUCGCUCAGCAAGGCACAAAGUCACGUGUUCGUCUUGGGGAUCCUCGCAGUCGCGCCUUGCCGCGGGGAAAGGAGCUUUUCGGGUGGUCGGCCUUUUGAUAAUCCGGAUGAGAUCUCCAAUCAAAAGUUGGCCCUCGACACGUGCCCAUAACCCAAGUCUGCAAGUCUGCC